This is a messenger RNA of Cetraspora pellucida, 318 nucleotides long. NCBI's taxonomy places the organism in Eukaryota, Fungi, Glomeromycota, Glomeromycetes, Diversisporales, Gigasporaceae. The record is from the annotation of a GenBank genome assembly.
AUGUUUAAUAAAUAUCAGCACUUACAUUUAGCAAUCUGUGAAAUGUUUUUAAAAGAGCUAUUGAUGCCAUCUUAUUUAGAAUAUAAAGAUUUAAUAAAACUUAAAUCAUUUUGCCAACUUCUCAAACUAUUUGAAACUAACAUAUUUAUUCUUUUUAAAGUUCAAUCUAAUUCUAUUUCAGAAGCAAUAACAGUGAUUUUAGAAAUUGCACAAUAUAUUAAUAAACACAAGUUUGAGUAUUUAAAAGAAACUUUAAUUGAAAUUGACAGAUAUAGUGAAACUUCUACAAAACUAUUUGUUAAAGAUAUUCAACAUAAA